AGAGCAAAACAGGCGACGUGAGGUAUAGUUGAAAAUCCAACACUUUAUUCUCGUAAAGUUAAAAGAUGGAAGCCGGUGAAAAAUAUCUGACGCUUAGUACGCCAGAUGUUGUCAUCCAGAGUUUAUUUUCGAAAUACGACUUAAACAAAAAUGGUUUCUUGGAAGAAGAAGAGCUGAGGAGCCUGUUGGAGCAGGACCUGGGCAUGAACACARACCAAGCUGACGUUUUCGCAUUAUUGAUCGACAAAAAUGGCGACCACAGAGUGAGCUAUACCGAGUUGGUCGACUGGCUCCAUAGUGACGAACGAUAUCGAUGCAUAAAUGAUAAAUCAAGAUUCUAUUUAAUAUCCAAAGCAGUGGAAUUGUUCAAGCAGUUUGACAGGAACGAAAACGGAUCUCUGGAUAGAAAAGAGUUUUUGAGGCUUGUACGUUCCCUUGGAUAUCAACAAGUUAACAACGAUAAAGAAUUUCAAACAAUGGACAGUGAUGGAAAUGGGGUGAUAUCCUUUUGGGAAUUUCUUCGCUGGCUAAAUUGGAUUCCUCUCUAAUAAUAUGUUUCAUCUUUUAUUUUUUUACUCUGUUACAUUAUCAAAUAGCUAUACACCGGUUGCUCACUUAGAUUUGGUGUGUCGUAUCUGAGUAGAGUUGCUUUCUUUCCUGUGCUUCGAGGUUUUGUCCAGGGUUCUACGGUUUUGCUCACUUCAAAAAAAAUYGACUUCUAAAUUUUAAUUGGAAUUCAGUGAAUGAAUAGCUACUCUCCUGCAGAAAAUAAAAGUGAUUAAAUCCCAUUUCUAAUAGGUUUAAAAGGUUUCUAGUGGGAAACUAAGUUGAUCGCGAGGCGUGUGGUCAGAAUAUCUUUGGUGGAAUCAGUAUGCUCGCCCAUACGCCAACACAGUUCCUAUACGUUUAAGGUUGUAGAGUACGAUUUUAAAAUUUAAAAUUCCAUUAAACCUCAAUAGUAUCACUAUAUAUUUAUGUAUAUACACACCGAAUCCCUAAAACUUUGACAAUUUAGCGAUAUAUAUACAUAUAUAUGUAUCCCCUUUUUGCUAUUGUCUCUCCUUGAAAAUGCAGGUAAGACAAUAGAAAAAAGGGGGAUACACAUAUAUGUAUGUAUAUCGUUAAAGUGUCAAAGUUUUAGKKAUUCGGUGUAUAUUCUUCUUUUGCACGUUACGUCAUCACGGCCAUGUUGGUACCAUUUAACAUAAGAUUUCUCAUUAGCACCCAUUGUUAACGGUACCACAAUGGCCGCCAUGUUUUUGUCUUUUAACUUUCUUGGGAAU
This is a messenger RNA of Actinia tenebrosa (Australian red waratah sea anemone), 1283 nucleotides long. RefSeq lists its product as uncharacterized. NCBI's taxonomy places the organism in Eukaryota, Metazoa, Cnidaria, Anthozoa, Actiniaria, Actiniidae. Gene Ontology annotation, molecular function: calcium ion binding. The record is from RefSeq and is a predicted model, not a curated record.